CCAUUUUUGUUUAAACCAAAGAUAAAAGAUAAUCUCAGCUUCUCCUUCAAGUCCAAAUGAAUGGCCAAUAGCUUCGCAAUUGAAAACCAAAACCCUAAGUCCUGUCUUAACAAAAUGAUUCUUCAUCCACUAUGUUCAUUCAUCCCUUGUAGUCGCAACCUUUGCUGCACUUCCAAUCAAACUUCACUUGCUAAUAAAUUCACAAUCUUCAACAACAAUGUCCAACAAAAGUCCAAUUCUUCUCAGACCCCUCAAGAAUCAAACCUAAAACUCCCUGAAUCCUUGUGUGCCCACACAAGAUUCUGCUCUUGUGGAAGAAGACAUUUCAUUGAAGCACUUGGUACCACUUUCUUAUCAGUCCCUCCUUCCAAUGCUUCCCAGUUGCACCCUGAUCCCACUGCCAUGUUGAAGAGGGUUCACCCUCCUAGGCCAGAUUGGUAUGAGGAAUUCUAUGCGUCAGUGUUGGAUUCGAGCAUGAAAUCUUAUGAGAAAGAGAUUGCAGGUUAUAAGUCACAGCUCUUUUCUAAUUUGAGGGGAAAGGCUCAGAAUGUGUUGGAAAUUGGCAUUGGGACAGGUCCUAAUCUCAGAUAUUAUGCGGCUGAUGCCGGUGUCAACGUGUUUGGCAUUGAUCCCAACAGAAAGAUGGAAAAGUAUGCUCGGGCCGCGGCACUUGCUGCUGGAUUACCUCCCACAAAUUUUGAAUUUAAACUAGCGGUUGCAGAGGCUUUACCCUUAAGUGAUGCUUCAGUUGAUGCGGUCGUUGGAACUCUUGUACUAUGUUCUGUUGCAGAUGUUAAUAUGACUCUGAAAGAGGUUAGGAGGGUGCUUAGACCGGGUGGGCUUUACAUAUUUGUGGAGCAUGUAGCUGCAAAAGAUGGAACAAUUCUCAAAUUUUUUCAGGGUGUUCUUGAUCCCAUUCAGCAGACAGUUGCCGAUGGGUGUCACCUCACCAGGAAAACAGGGAAGAGUAUAUCUGAAGCAGGGUUUUCGCGCGUUGACAUCAACAUGGCUUUCUUGUCCAGUGCCUCGCUUAUAAACCCUCAUGUGUAUGGAAUUGCUUUCAAGUAGGGCCGAAAUCGAAGCAAUGGUGUAAUUCUUGUUAACCUUGUGGUUUGGAGCCAAAAGAGCAAUGUUGUUGUAGCUUUUGAUGGCCAGCUCAAAAGUGUUGUGCACCUUAAGGUAUUAAUGCAAUCAUGAAGUUUGACUUUGGGUGCUUGUGGAGGUUAUGGCUUCUUCCCAGUCAUAAUAUAAGUUUCUUGCCAUCAAAUGGUAGGUGGAAUUGCUUUGUCAAGAUGAACUGCAUUUAAAUGAAUAGUGGUUGGUGGAAUAGCUUUGUCAAGAUGAACUGCAUUAAAAUGUAUAUGGCUUAUCUGUAUCAGUAUUUCUGGCUUGUCUCCAUGAGAAAGUUUUUGGUUGAAUACUCAUUUCGAAAAAUAAUUUUCCGUUGGUUCACGUGGCAUUCAACCACCGGCCAUUAGGGCUUACACCGGGACAUUCCUAGCCUCGAUUUCCCAGCAUUGUGAUGCAGUGAUUUUAUGAUAGAAUGAUUUUGAGCAUUAUAAAAUCCAUUAUUCCACGUUUGUCUCACCUCUGUGAAGUUCUGCAAGGAAACGAUCGGAGGACUUAAUCCGAGCAUUACUUUGUACAAACGGUUGAUUUCAGAUUUAUAUUUGCAUUAUGAUUUACUUUGCACAAAAUGGUAGUGUUGAUCUAAAAAUUAAGUGGGAGCUUUCUUGUGGAUUUUUUUGGGGGCUUUUGAUUUUGAUUUUGAUUUAUUCAA
This is a messenger RNA of Cornus florida, 1780 nucleotides long. RefSeq lists its product as uncharacterized. The record is from RefSeq and is a predicted model, not a curated record. NCBI's taxonomy places the organism in Eukaryota, Viridiplantae, Streptophyta, Magnoliopsida, Cornales, Cornaceae. The transcript is spliced from 6 exons. Bases 61 to 1068 code for a protein of 335 amino acids. Gene Ontology annotation, molecular function: S-adenosylmethionine-dependent methyltransferase activity.